AUGCAGGAUUGUGAUCUCGUUAACAAGUACUCUUGCGCUGGCAAGUGUAGGCGAAACGUCGAGGGAAAGGUUGUCCUUCCAUCAGGAGCUUUCGUCCCUAAGGAAAUCCCCGGCCAUUUACUCAAGGAUCGUGUAGACGAAUGGCAUCAUCGAAAUCCGAACCAGCUCGCCACCGGCACCCUUUUCCACUCGACGACACCAUCCUCCGCUCUCGAAUAUUCGCCCUUGUGCACUACGACUAGAUCUACACAUCAGACCUCGAAGAAGGAUCGCAUCGCCGCCAUCGAAGCCGAGUUACUCGCCCUCCGUGCUCGACAACCGCCCAGUUUCGUGCCCACCACCCAAAUGCUCGCUCAGACGCCUUGUGCCGUUUUCCAGGAUGAAGGAGAAGUUUCUCCUGCCUCGCCGCCGCUUCCUGCUGCCCCUGUGCUCGCCGCUGAACAAGAUAUUGGUCCAGAACUCACCAUUCGAGACGCACCAGACGCCGUCUGUGUUUACUCACAAGAAAAGACCGUCGACACCGCACUCGAGCAAGAAACACCCAAGAAACUCGGCAUCACGUAUCUCAUGUUACCACCCGUGAACGACAUCGAAUCGGCGCCCGCCAACUGCGACAUUUCGUCGAGUACUCCGUCCGUCAUCACCCUGCACGAGUUCCCGUCCCUAUCCCCCGAAAUUCGACCUCAUAACUCCGAAACCACGACCACGAGAUCCCAUACAACCAAGGAGACUCGUCAACAAGCAACUGGGCUCGAAGAGAGUGCCACCACUACAACGCUGCCCGAACACGCUUCCAACUCGUUCCAUAUCACCCAUUCAAACAUCGCACUCGCCUCCACUCGAUAUCCCAGCCCACCAGACGCAUCCAUCGCCAAUUUCGACAUAUACAAGCCCUCCUAUCACACUCUCUAUCCCGACGACACUCCUGAUCCCAAUAACCCCGUUAAAUCGAAGACUUCGGCCACUCUCUGUUCCUAUGUCCCUCUAGACGAUGAAAAUCGACACCUCGAACACCUUCUCGACCCCGGCGGUCAAAAUUUCGACUCUCAGCCUUUCACUUCCCCAACAGCAAUCAUUCACGACAAUCCGCCGCAGCAACACAUGUCUCGACAACUGAUGCUGCCGCACACCACCAUGACGCUACCGCCCUUCCCAAACAGUCAGAAUGUCUCGAAGCACUUCGUUCCCAAGUGUCUGUUGCCCGCCAACAAUCCGCCCCUCGAGAACGAAUCUCUUCGUUUUAGGAUACGCGCUCGCUAUUUCAGUCCUCACGUGGUUAUUUUUAGCAGCCAAGACACCGCCCGUAGCCCCAGCAAAUCCGACAACACAUUCUUCGACCGCCAGAUCACUGCCAUUCAUAGUUCUGAUUCUUUCCCUCGUCUUUCCUUUCCUUCUCGACUUCUCGACGAUGUCUUUGGCCUUUCGCACUCUCGCCUUCAAGAUAUUCAGAUGUCAACCGCCUUCGACCCCUACAACGACUUCGACGCUGUUCACUUCGCUUUCGAAGAGUAG
Molecule: messenger RNA, 1512 nt
Organism: Cyclocybe aegerita
Lineage: Eukaryota; Fungi; Basidiomycota; Agaricomycetes; Agaricales; Hemipholiotaceae
Source: the annotation of a GenBank genome assembly